AUGAUAAAAGACGAACAACCGUCUACAUCCACACAAACAACUGCUGAGAAGAGCUACGUAUUUUCUGCAAGCACAGGUUGGAUGAGGGGAUUUCUCCAUAGGCAUGCGCUUCAUAACAUAAAAAUCAAGGGCGAGAUUGCUUCUGGAGAUCAGAAAGCCGCCGAAGAAUACCAACUAAAACUUAAAAAUAAUAGCGGAUGGUGGAUACAGUCCAGAUCAGCAUGGGUGACGACUACAGUUUUCACAGAAUGGUUCAUUAAAUAUUUUGUGCCAGAAACUAGAAAAUAUUUGAAUGAAAAGGGCUUAGAAUUUAAAGUUCUUCUGUUGGUAGACAAUGCACCCGGGCAUCCUCAGUUGGAACACGAAAAUGUACAAGUUUUGUUCCUGCCACCAAAUACCACAUCCCUAAUCCAACCACUGGACCAAGGAAUUAUCGCAACAUUCAAAACUUAUUAUAUCAAACGAACAUUCCACAUUGUCAGAUUUACGACCAUCAACCUUAAACGGAUGUUGGAGAGCAAUUUGGCCAGAAUGUGUAAAAGUAAAAAUCCUGUGGAGAAAAAUACAAACGAAUAUCCCAAUAUAAUUGCUUUAGCACACGCAGUUGGUGGGGAGGGUUUUGAUGACUUGGUAUCUGAUGACAUUGAUGAACUGAUGAUUGAUAAAGUUCUUAGCGAAGACGAAAUAUUACAUUUUGCCUCACAGAAUGCUGAUGUUAUAGAAAGCAGUGAUAGUGAAGAACCUGUAAAAUUAACUGAAAAUUUAAUUCAAGAAGGGCUUCAACUUGCAAAUAAAUUAGGACACCAUUUCGUCAAAAAUGAUCCCAAUGUCGAAAGAGCUGCACAAUUCCAACGUGAGCUGAAUUCUUGUAUGGCUCGUUACAAAGAAUUAUACAAAGAGGUAGCAAGAAUUGGCGAACAACGGCUCAUAACAGAGUUCAUUUUUCAAAAUGUAGAUGCCGAACGAGCAAGAGAAAGUCCAGUUCAAAAUUAUUCCAGCGAUGAUAGUGAAUGUAUACGCGUUCGAAGCAAGCGAAUGCGAAUAACUGAUGACGACAGCAAUUAA
Cataglyphis hispanica is the source of this 1065-nucleotide messenger RNA. Its product is annotated as tigger transposable element-derived protein 1-like. The record is from RefSeq and is a predicted model, not a curated record. NCBI's taxonomy places the organism in Eukaryota, Metazoa, Arthropoda, Insecta, Hymenoptera, Formicidae. Gene Ontology annotation, cellular component: nucleus. The transcript is spliced from 3 exons. Gene Ontology annotation, molecular function: DNA binding. The coding region runs from base 1 to 1065 and encodes 354 amino acids.